AUGUACCUCACCGCCAAUCUGUUCAGGGAGGAUCUCGGGAAGUCGAAAGGACGUGAAGUGCAGUUGGCGAUGGAGAACGCGAAACUGAGGGAGGAACGCGAUGCUGAGCGAGAGGUUAAAGCUCGGCUCGUGGCAGAGUUCGAGGCUUUCAAGAGGUUGGUGGCGGCCAGGAAAGACGCUGCAGACACCCCUGCAGAGGUCGACGAAUCGUCGAAGGGCGCGGGAGCAGGUUCAAGCCAGGCAACGGACGCACCCAAAGGACCAGUUGCGAUGGAAGAUUUCUUCGUCGUGGGCGUUGUGCCUUGGCGCCAAUUCACGACUUUGGCGGCUGCGUGGAGACUGUGGGUUCAGCCAAGCUACAUCAUGGGCGGCAUGUCUCUGCGUGAUGUCUGCGCAGAGUUCGGCCAGGAUAGGAACAAGAACAACAGCUUCUUCAUCGACAAAAGCUCCGAGGCGGCGACUGCAACGGCUGUUAAGCGGCUCGACGAUGUGCUCCUCUUGUGCAACUUCACCGAAUUCACCAACGGUCUGGCGGUGCUCCAUGACACUCCGCCCAACAAGAGACAGAAAACCGGUUGUUCGACGGAAAAGAGGACCGUCAACGACCUGGCGCAGCGCAAAGUCAGCUGGUUGAUAGUCAAACUGGGGCUGUGCGACGAAGAUUGGGGAACGGCGCUCUUUGGGGAUGAGUGGGAGGUGAUAAAAAAGGAAGAGAUGGCGAAGGAGAAAGCGGAGGAGGAGAAAAAGCGUGCUUCAGAGGCGAGGAAGGCGGAACAGGGAAAGGCGAUGGCGGGUGCAGCAGAGAAAUGA
Closterium sp. Yama58-4 is the source of this 810-nucleotide messenger RNA. NCBI's taxonomy places the organism in Eukaryota, Viridiplantae, Streptophyta, Zygnematophyceae, Desmidiales, Closteriaceae. The record is from the annotation of a GenBank genome assembly.